AUGGGUGAAGACUUAUUUCGAGGAAGAAACCAUGCCCUUCCCGUCUUGCAGGAACUCAAGUACGAAGGACUCACAUUCGUUGUUUCUGAGGGCUUGGCUUUCUGCCAUAAGAGACUUGUUGCUCAUCUGGACGUCUCUUAUGACAACAUCCUUGUUAACUUUGCUGGGGGCAUCAAUUCCCCAAGGACUUCCGCUUUUAGAAGCAAGCAGUACCUCUCAGUCCAUUUUCCGGUCCGCUAUUAUAUCAACGGUUUUGAGCACGCUGCAGUCUUCUUCGAGGAUUCCAAGCCAUCCGAACGGACAAUAACAGGGCUUCCAAAUGCAUGCUGGGGCAGCAAAAAGGAAUAUUUUACACGACGUGUCCCGCCCGAAAUGGGAAAUGCGGAGCCAUACUGCCCAUUCCGAGCUGACCAUAUAGUCGAACUUAAGCUGUGGGAUGAUGAAGCGGAGCUACAUCGCAUGACCGUCAAAACGAAAGCCGCCAGUACGGCCCUUCGUCUCCUCAUUCUAUUCAAGGAAAUGAGUCAGGAGAUUCCUACUCAACGCCCACUCAUGGCGGAAGUAUACGAAACACUGCAAACCAUCAUUCGCGAGACUGACCAGGCAGCUCAAGAGCAUUACGCCGGCAUUUAUCUUCCACGAGAGUCGCACAACAGGGGAGUGGAAAAGGACAAUAGAGGCGUGUUACCCAUGGUGGUUGUUGAUGGGGCGUCGGGGGGUUCUGUGAAAAUGUGA
Molecule: messenger RNA, 735 nt
Organism: Guyanagaster necrorhizus
Lineage: Eukaryota; Fungi; Basidiomycota; Agaricomycetes; Agaricales; Physalacriaceae
Exons: 7
Coding region: 1-735 (244 amino acids)
Source: RefSeq, a predicted model, not a curated record